This is a messenger RNA of Diaporthe amygdali, 1062 nucleotides long. RefSeq names its product thymine dioxygenase. The coding region runs from base 1 to 1062 and encodes 353 amino acids. Gene Ontology annotation, molecular function: dioxygenase activity. The transcript is spliced from 3 exons. NCBI's taxonomy places the organism in Eukaryota, Fungi, Ascomycota, Sordariomycetes, Diaporthales, Diaporthaceae. The record is from RefSeq and is a predicted model, not a curated record.
AUGGCUGCAUCACUGCCAGUGAUUGAUUUCAGCAUAUGGCUGAAGGGCUCACCGGAGGAGAAGAAAAGGGUGGCCAAGGAUCUAGCUGAAGCUUGUCGGGGUGUUGGCUUUGUUUAUAUCGUCAACCAUGGCGUUACUCCCGAGCUUCUCGAUGAAGCCUUCGGGUGGUCGAAGAAGCUGUUUGAUCUGCCGGAGGAGAAGAAGAUGCUCGCACCCCACCCUCCAGGCCCCAAUGUCCAUCGCGGCUACUCCUGGCCAGGCCUGGAGAAAGUCUCUCAGUACAUCCACCAAGAUGACCAAGAUUCAGACAACGAGGAUGCCGAGCUCCGCAAAGUGCAGGACUGCAAAGAAUCGUAUGAGAUAGGCAGCGAAACUUUUGCCCAGCAGCCCAACCAGUGGCUUCCUGAAGAAGUCCUCCCUGGUUUCCGGAAAUUCAUGACGGGGUUCUACUGGUCAUGCUUCGACACCGCAAAAGAGCUUCUGCGUGCAAUGGCUAUGGGCAUAGGACUUGAUGACCCGGACUACCUGUUGAGAUUCCACAGCGGCGAGAAUAACCAGCUGCGGCUGCUGCACUAUCCGCCUGUUGAGACAGAGAAGCUCUCCAGUAAUGCCAUGGCAAGGAUGCCGGCACAUUCCGACUGGGGCUCAAUUACGAUGCUGUUUCAGGACGACUGUGGAGGACUGCAAGUUGAGCAUCCGAAGCGGCCAGGCGAAUUUGUGGACGCCACACCUAUGAAGGGCGCUCUUAUUAUGAACGUUGGAGACCUUCUCAUGCGCUGGAGUAACGACUACCUUAAGUCAACACUCCACCGAGUAACUUUGCCACCGUUGAUGAAAGAGCAGCCCGAAGGAGGCAAAGGUCUGACGAGAGCUCGCUACUCAAUCCCUUAUUUCGUCAGCCCAGACCCAACGUCCAUCAUAGAGUGUCUCCCUGCCUGCGCUAGCGGACAAAACCCACCAAAGUAUCCGCCAGUCCUGCAAGAUGACUACAGAAAGCUUCGGGCGAAACUGCAGUACUCGGACAAGCCUGAGGCGCCAGCCAAGCCGGUCACUGUGUCUUGA